AUGGCGCCCCACAAGAACGGUGUCGAUGAGAACAUCUGCCGCUGGGACGACUGUGGAGCCGAAUUCUCUGACCCGGACGCGUUGUAUGACCACAUCACGUCGCUGCACAUCGGCCGCAAGUCCGCCGGCACGCUCUCGCUCGAAUGCAAGUGGACCGGAUGCAACUCCAAGGCCUCCAAGCGUGACCACCUUACUUCCCACGCACGAGUACACAUCAAUUUGAAGCCCCAUGUCUGCGAGGUGAGUCAUCGCAAAUAAUCAUCUGAUCGAGCGGCCUCGCCUCUUCGCCGCCGAAGCUGACCUUGCCCACACCGCUCACAGAUCUGCUCUAAAGCCUUCAAGCGACCCCAGGAUCUGAAGAAGCACGAAAAGAUUCACACCGAGGAGCAUCACGUCAAUCACAAGCAUUCCAAGGCCGUCACCGUUCCGAGUGGUGCCCCCCGUGAGCCGUCGACCGAGAUCGACCCUAUCACGCAGAACAAGGGCCACGACUCGCACCCCUUCCAGCCAAACCAACACCACGCCGUCCCUGUCCAGCAGAUGCAACAGCAGAUGGGCAUGCCCAACGCCUACGGUUUCGUUAGCUACCCCUUCGGCUUCCCCGUCUUUGGUCAAGCCGCCGCCGGUCAAUCCGUCGAUCUUUCGGCCUUCAUCGCCCACCAGCAGCAACUUAACGCGCAGGCCGCGGCGGGGAUGCACAUGGGUCCCAUGGGUUACCCCACACUGCCGGCUUACGGCGCCCCUCACCAUGCCGAACCGUUCCCUCAGGUCGGUCAACACCCGCACCAGGCGCAGCAGGCCCACGCCGCCGCUCAAGCUCAUGCGAUGCAACAAAUGUUCGCGGCCCAGAACGCGGCCAUGUUCCCUUACGGUCAAGCCGCUCUCCCCUACAUGCAACCCGAUGCGAUGCCCAUUCAUCUCGCUCCUUCGGCAACCAACGCCGACGUUCGACGAGCCUCGGCGCCGGCGGUCGUUGCGGCCCCUAAUAACGCGCCAAAGCCGUCCUCGCUCUACCCUUCCCUCCCGCAAGCUCUCAAUGGUUUGGGGCGCCCCAGCGCGCCGGCUUACACCUCCGUCCCGGUCAAGACUGAGGAUCAACCCUCGCCUGCCAACUCAGCCCACUCAUCCCAGGGCAGCUACUACCCGAACUCUUUUCACUCGUCGAGCGUCUCACCUCGCGUCCCUGCCCUCUCCCCACCGUCCUACUCUUCGCCCGAGAACUUGGCGUCGCCCUUCUCGGAGCAGGACAGCGACUCGGGCUCGGCGAGGCACUCAAACGCCGGCCGAGGCAAGAAGCGAGGUUUUGAAGAGGCUGCGGGUCAGUUCCUUGGCGACCUCAAGAACAAGCGUUUCCAGGACAAAGACGCCGUAGGGGUCCACCUUGACGCCUUGUCGCAGUUCCUUCUCUCGCCGGAAUCGGUCGCCCCUUCGCUCACCCCUGCUCGUUCCAAGGACGGUCACUCAUCGUCAUCGUCGAUCUGUUCGGACUACUCGACCCAGGCCGAGAUCAACCAGAUCAACGAGCUCUUGCUUUCGCUCGGUCAGACGAUCGAGACCAAAGAUUUAAACGAGUUCUUGCCCGCACCGCAACAACAGCACGUCCAGCCGAACGCGAUCCCGCAGCCACCAUACACGACGUCGAUGUAUCCUUCUUUGGCUCAGAUGGACCGACAGUACGCGCGUGCUCCCACCGGCUCGACGAUGUACGGUCAUCAUAUCACUGAUCCGAUGCGACCGGGCAAGUCCAUCGCCGCGCCGACGCUCGUGAACGACUUGCGCGCUCCGCAGUACACCACCGUCGAUCGCCUUCACCGUGCUGCUCCUAUGUCGUACCGCGAUCAGCAGCAGAGCUUCGACGACCAUGAGGAGGACUCGGUCGCCGCUCGCAAAAGCUAUUCGUCUUCGAUCCGCACGACGUCGUUCGACGAGAUGGAAGAGGAGCCGAACACGUUGGCGCCGAUUUGUGCCAGCUCGUCGCCGAGCUCGGGUUUAAAUUCGUUCUCCGGCCGUGCAUCCCUCACUCUUCCUUCCAUCGCUUCCAUCGUCCCGCCGCCCCCAACCGAGUCGACCGCACCGGUCACACUCCCUUCGAUUCGUGCGCUGCUCGAUGCCGUCGAGACGACCGCCCGCAACGAUGCUUCUACGAGCUCGCCCUCUCCCUCACCCUCUGCGUCUUCAUCCUCGUCCUCCUCUUCGUCUCCUGCUUCUCCUCCUCUUCGCUCGGCCUUGUACCCCAAGGCACCUGUCCGAUCCUUCUCGACCGAUUCGAAAGCCUCGACCUCGACGGUCCGACCCGGCUCUUCAAGUGGCGUUGUUGAUCGACUAACGCACCGCGUACAUAAGCUCGACGUCCAUCCCGCCCCGAUUCAAGACGACGAAGACGAGGAUGCCUCCCCCCUCGAGGUCUCUUCGGACGAAGACGAAGACUCCGACCACCCCUCCAACAGCAAACGUAUCCGCUUCGAGUCCCCCGAACCGAUGGAGCAAGAAGAUGAUGACACGAGCGAGGACCCGCGUCAGCAAGCCGAUGCAUGGGCACAGGCGAAUCUGAUCAAGCAACGACGGAUGUUCGUGCUCAGGACGUUGAUCGCUCACCUCAACGCUUCGUACCGCGCUAAGCUUGCGGCAGAGGCUUUGCAAACACCCUCCGCGUCAGCGACUGCGACCGCGGCAUAG
Microbotryum saponariae is the source of this 2676-nucleotide messenger RNA. NCBI's taxonomy places the organism in Eukaryota, Fungi, Basidiomycota, Microbotryomycetes, Microbotryales, Microbotryaceae. The record is from the annotation of a GenBank genome assembly.